AUGGACUUCUCUAACCUACCUGCCUUCUCCAUGGCUGCGAGCAACCCAUUGUACUCUCCCAACAGCGAUGCUUUUCCAUCACCGGAUGAAAUCGACGCAUACCUUACUGAGUCGUAUCCCGCGCUUUCGGACUAUGGUUUCAAUAGCUACAACGAUAGGAGUAGCUCAUGCUUCGACCGAUCCAUCACACCAGGAGACUCAGAUCUCAAUUGGAGCGCACCGGUACCCAGCAGCUAUAUCAACAACCCAUCGCUCGUCACUACAACCAAUGCAGUCUCGAACCCCCCUCAGAACGCAUGGUCAAAUUAUAACCCCUCGCCGCUGAGCUGUCCAGCCGACUUUCAACACACCUAUCCCGAAUCCGGAUUUCCCGGCGGCUUUGCCUCAAACCCCUCUCCCUUGCCAACUCCCCCUAGCCACGGCAGCCCAACUUCCCCCUCACCAAUCGCGACGCACCACCCCUCUCCAGAAGAUACCAGCCUUAAGCCGCCUCCACCACGCAAGCGGGGCCGUCCUCGUUUGCACCGCCCCGCCUCAGAACCCUCUGCUACUACCGCCGCCGUCAACAAAAUCACCCGUACGCAAUGCAUGCCCCACACCGAAGUCGAACGCAAAUACCGCGAGAAGCUCAAUGCAGAGCUAGAGCGGUUACGUCGGGCGGUGCCCAUGUUGCCACAGUGCGAUAACGGAGAUACAGGUGCCGUGAAACCUAGUAAGAGUAUGGUGCUCGCGGUUGCUAUUGACUAUAUCAAAGAGCUGGAGAGACAACGAGACGCGGCGGUUGAAGAGGUGGAGAGAUUGGGAGGUAAAAUGAGAUUUGGGAGGACAGCAACCAAAAAAAGGGGGGAUGGAGACGCUUGA
Alternaria postmessia is the source of this 861-nucleotide messenger RNA. RefSeq lists its product as uncharacterized. Gene Ontology annotation, molecular function: protein dimerization activity. NCBI's taxonomy places the organism in Eukaryota, Fungi, Ascomycota, Dothideomycetes, Pleosporales, Pleosporaceae. The record is from RefSeq and is a predicted model, not a curated record. The coding region runs from base 1 to 861 and encodes 286 amino acids. The transcript has a single exon.